GUCUUGGCCAGACAUUUUCCCUUUGUCGUCAAGAGCAACCUCGAGCAUGAUGAUGUCCUUGCGCCGCCUUGCCGUCGCCUCGUCCCGCCGGAUGAACGUGCGCUCGCUCACGGCCGCGCCGACGCCGUCCGUGGCGUCGAUCUUGGAGCCCGAGAUGAAGCUGCCGCGCCAGUUCAUUGCCGACUUCCCCGAGGAGCACGAGGGCAACAACUUUGAGGUGAACUGGAGCUUGGCUGACGAUGACGUUACGCCCCGCCACAACUGCUACCGCAACCGCGCCCUCGCCAACCUUGCGUCGGUCUCGGGCACGUUCCCGCUUCCGAUUGAGUCGUCGGUCGCGCUCGAGGAGGCGCACCCUGUGGCCUUCUUGGGCCUCUGGAACGACGUGACGGAAGAGCUUGGCCAUGUCUCGGACUUGUACGUCCACGACGGCGCCGUCGGCGCCUUGGCUGCUGUCCGCACGCAGAUCCGCGUCAUCUCGGACUCGCCUGCGCUUGCCCACGCGCUGGCCAACUUGAUCGUCGCGGUGCCCACUGCCAAGGAUCCCCAGACGCCCCGCCCGAUCCUCGUUGUUGUCCAGACCAACACGAAGGAGUCGAUGUUCGCGUACAACAUUGAUGUCAACGAGGAUGGCUUUGAGCAGGCCAAGAUUGUCGUCCGUGGCAACGCGGUUGGCUUGGGUCAGAUCCAGGACGCGAUCCUCAAGGUCAAGGCGCAGCUCGACGCCGAGAUCCCGUCGAACAUUGCCUUGCCGUGCGACGUGCUCACGUCGGCCGACCGCGCGUCGUCGACGCUCGUCUUUAACGCGACGGCCGCCUGGCGCAGCGCGCAGAAGGACUUGCACGCUGCCCACGGCGCCAUUUGGCACCCGGAGGUCGGUGUCACGGGCGCGUUCGAGGGCGCAGUCGUGGCUGCGGCGGCCGUCAAGCCUUCGAAGGCGACGGCGCUUAAGCGCCACAAGACGUUCCCGAUGGCUCUCACCAAGGACCUCAGCGUCGUGCGCCUGCCGGCGGCGACGGUGGUUGGUCACCCGACGACGGCCAUCGUCUUGGCCAAGCAGGACAAGGAAGUGUCGGUGGCCGAAUUCGUGCAGCUCGUCAACGGCUCGGAGGCCUUGGCUGCGGCCCUCGAGGCGCACAAGACCAAGUGCGUCACCAAGAAGGCGUAAGCACACAACUCAAAUCACAUUCAUAUGGGGAAGCGACCGAUGUAAUACACCGCAAUGCCACUUGUCGUAGCUGCGUGUGCGCACAG
Saprolegnia parasitica CBS 223.65 is the source of this 1254-nucleotide messenger RNA. RefSeq lists its product as hypothetical. NCBI's taxonomy places the organism in Eukaryota, Oomycota, Saprolegniomycetes, Saprolegniales, Saprolegniaceae. The record is from RefSeq and is a predicted model, not a curated record. Gene Ontology annotation, molecular function: phosphoenolpyruvate carboxykinase activity; purine nucleotide binding. The coding region runs from base 47 to 1168 and encodes 373 amino acids. The transcript has 8 exons. Gene Ontology annotation, biological process: gluconeogenesis.